AGGAUGUUCCCCUCCUCUACACUGGUGCUGCUGGUCACAGCACUGACCAGCGUCUGGGGCCAAGACUUUUAUGAAGAGAGGAAAACUAACAAGAAAUCCAGGGCCAAACCCGUGGCUGCAAAUAUUCAUGAUGGACAAGCCAUCCUAGACGAGGACUGCAGCUUGGAGCUGUCCUUCCUGUUGGACAGCUCUGAGAGCGCCAAGGACAAUCACGAGCAGGAAAAGCAGUUUACCAUGAACGUGGUGGACAGACUCCAAGGGCUUCGUCUGCAGACCAGCCGCAGCUUGAGUUUGAGGGUGGCUGUGCUGCAGUACAGCAGUCACGUCAUCACAGAGCAAACCUUCAGAGAGUGGAGGGGCACGGAGAACUUCAAGGCCCGUGUGACUCCCAUGGUGUACAUCGGCCACGGCACCUACACCACCUACGCCAUCACCAACAUGACCAGAAUCUACCUGGAGGAAUCCAGCCCCGGCAGCAUCAGAGUGGCCGUGCUGCUCACAGAUGGGAUAUCCCACCCGAGGAACCCUGACAUCUUCUCUGCUGUUGCUGAUGCCAAGAACCAGGGCAUCAAAUUCUUCACUCUGGGCAUCACCCGAGGAGCCAACGAGCCCGCCAACGUAGCCCAGCUGCGUCUGCUCGCCAGCUCCCCGGCCUCCCGCUUCCUCCAUAAUUUGCAGGACGAAGACAUUGUUGAAAAAAUCGUCACUGAGAUUACCAGCUUGGCUGAUGAAGGAUGCCCUCUGGCUCAGAGAUGUGCUUGUGAGAAAGGAGAGAGGGGAGCGAGCGGGCCUGCGGGGAAAAAAGGUCGCCCUGGAGAUGAUGGAGUCCCGGGGCUUCGAGGGCAAAAGGGUGAAGCAGGACUAAGCGGUCUACCCGGGCGAGAGGGGUCUGAGGGAAAACCAGGUUACAAAGGAGAGAAGGGUGAGAGGGGUGAGUGUGGCACUCCAGGAAUCAAAGGAGACCGGGGUCCUGAGGGUUCAGUUGGAUCAAGAGGACUUAGAGGUCUGCAGGGGUUACCCGGGCCACAUGGAGACAUUGGACCAGAGGGCCCUCAGGGAAAGCAGGGUGAACGCGGCCCAGCUGGCCCUCCGGGAAUUCAAGGAGAAACUGGUAUUGGACUUCCUGGACCAAAAGGUGACAUGGGUUUCCAGGGCCGACCAGGUCCUCCCGGUCCUCUUGGAGUGGGUGAAACCGGCCUUCCUGGACCUCAAGGACCACAAGGUGUUCAAGGGGAAAAAGGACCCCAGGGCGAGGGAUUUCCUGGACCAAAGGGAGAGCGGGGGCUCGCUGGACCGAGGGGGCCCAGGGGACAGCAGGGUGCAGGAAUCAAAGGAGAAAGGGGUGACUUGGGACCUCCAGGUUUUCCAGGACCAAGUGGACUGACAGGAGCGGGCAUACAGGGAGAGAAGGGAGUCGAGGGUCCAAGAGGUCCACCAGGAGUCAGAGGACAUCCAGGAGAAGGUUUACCUGGACCUAAGGGAGACCAAGGUUUACCGGGAGAGCAGGGAGUAACAGGAGAGAGAGGCAUUGGUGAGCCUGGUCCAAAGGGAGAGGCUGGGGCCGCUGGUUUGGGUGGACUGCCUGGUCUUCCAGGAGAGGACGGAGCUCCAGGGCAGAAGGGGGAGCCUGGUUUACCUGGUCUCAGAGGUCUUGAGGGAGCACAAGGAGUUGGCACUCAAGGAGAGAAGGGUGACCAGGGUCUGAGGGGCAUCCGUGGGCUACAUGGGCCUCCAGGGAUCUCAGGACCUUCCGGACCAAAAGGUGAACGUGGGAUACCGGGCCAGCAGGGCAUGCCGGGACAGCCAGGACGCUCUAUAUCAGGUCCAAAGGGUGAUUUCGGUCCUGCAGGUCCUCCUGGUCCUGUUGGGGAAACAGGCCAUGGAUUACCUGGUCCAAAGGGCGAGCGUGGUCACAUAGGUUUAACUGGUCCAGGUGGUCCAAAAGGCGAAGGCCUCCCCGGCCCAGUGGGUCCUCCAGGCCUGCCAGGCUUACCGGGCGAGCAGGGCCCAGAAGGAAUAGGAAUUCCUGGUCCCAAGGGUGAUGUUGGCUUCAGAGGAUUGCCAGGUCUGCCCGGCCCACCUGGAGAGGGCCUCCAAGGACCACCUGGUAAUGUUGGGAGGUCAGGACCUGCUGGCCCACCUGGACCUGCAGGAGAGGGUAUUCAAGGCCCAAAGGGUGAACAAGGACCUCAAGGUAUGACUGGGCCGAGAGGGCCUCAAGGAGAUGGAUUACCUGGAGCCAAGGGUGAUCGAGGAUCACAGGGUGAGAGGGGGAUGAAGGGUGUAAAGGGAGACAUGGGAGAUCCCGGAGUCCCUGGUGAAGCUGGGAAGCCAGGAUCAAAAGGAGACGCAGGCCUCACACGAGAAGACAUAAUUAAGCUGAUCAAAGAAAUAUGUGGAUGUGGCAUCAAGUGCAAAGAAAGGCCGAUGGAGCUUGUGUUCGUCAUCGACAGCUCAGAAAGUGUCGGCCCCGAGAACUUUGAAAUCAUCAAGGACUUUGUCACCAGGUUGGUGGAACGAACCACAGUCGGACGCAACGCCACCAGAAUCGGACUGGUCCUCUACAGUCUGGACGUCCAUCUGGAGUUCAACUUGGCUCGCUACAUGAGCAAACAGGACGUUAAGCAGGCAAUCAGAAAGAUGCCUUACAUGGGCGAGGGCACCUACACCGGCACCGCCAUCAGAAAGGCGACUCAGGAAGCUUUCUUUAGCGCUCGGCCUGGAGUCAGGAAAGUAGCCAUCGUCAUCACCGACGGCCAAACUGACAAACGAGAGCCUGUCAAACUUGACAUAGCUGUGAGGGAAGCUCACGCAGCAAACAUUGAGAUGUACGCCCUGGGGAUCGUCAACUCUUCUGAUCCCACACAGGCAGAGUUCCUGCAAGAACUCAACCUCAUCGCCUCGGACCCCGACAGCGAACACAUGUACCUGAUUGAUGACUUCAAUACUCUAACAGCACUGGAAUCUAAACUUGUCAACCAGUUCUGUGAAGAUGAAAAUGGUGCCCUCAUUUACAACCGCAUCACAAAUGGACACUGGAAUGGUAACAAUGGCCAUGGGACUGGUAUUAAUGGAAACAAUGGACAUAAUACCAAUGGCUAUAACGGCCAUGACAAUAAUGGUAAUAAUGGUUAUGGUUAUGGAAAUGGUGGAUAUGGAAACACUGAAAAUGGUCAAAAAUACGAAGAGGAGAUCACAAAUCACAGACGCACCACCAGCCGCAGCCGUGGAGAUACUUUCUCUCUGCCCAUAAGUGCUGAUCCUCUCCGUAUUCAGGUGGAGGAAGACGAUGACGGUGAAGAUUUGGACUUAAGAGCCCAGGCACGCGCCAGUAAUAAUGUCGCUACUGUUGCUACUGUUGCUGUAGUUAACAAAACAGCAUCAUUAUUGCCUGUGAGAGAAAAGUCCAAUGAUGCCACCUUAUCUACGUCUUCUACGUCUUCAUCCUCAUCUGGAACAUCUGUGUUGUCAACAUUUAUUUCAUCUUUUGACACUAAUCGGCUGCAGCCCGUGGUGAAUCCGGUCCUGCCUGAAGAGACCCCUAUUCUUGAUCCCCGCUGUAACCUCCUCUUGGAACAAGGCUCCUGCAGGAACUACAGCAUCCACUGGUACUAUGACAAGCAGGCCAAUGCCUGUGCACAGUUUUGGUAUGGAGGCUGCGGUGGAAAUGACAACCGUUACGAAACCGAGGCUGAAUGCAAGAAGACUUGUGUUCAAUUCAAAACAGCAGGAUAAAAGGAGAAGAAGCCAUCAGAAAGUGGAUUUUACUUCUCUACAAACUGCUGAUUUGUUAUUUUAAUGUGAUGCAUUCUGUCAGUUGGGUUCAGAAAAUAAUUUCAUGCACUUUUUUCCUCACACACAUAUGCUUUUAUUUUUUGAUAAAAUAGAAAAACAGUGCGAAAAACUGUUGACAUGUUGCUGUUUCAACCAAACACAAUGACACUAUUACCUCAGAUAAAUUGUAUUGUUCUUUUGAUAAACCAGAAGAAAUCCUUUAUUCGGGUUUGGCUGACCUGAGUUUCAAAUCAGCAAAACAGCUUCAGAAAUUUAAUAACAUUUAAGAUUAACCUGUAGAUCAUUCUUAUACCUCUAUGAGCCAUGUGCUUAACAUACCUUGUGUUGAUAUUUACUGAAAUAUGCAGAGUAUUUUUGUGUGCAUUAGCUUGUUGUUAUUACAAUGUGUCCGUUCAGGUUAUAACUGGCAGCUGUAAAAGAGGGUCAUCUCUGUCUGGGUACUGCUUUCAGAAGUCUACUGCAAUCAUCAUCUUGUCAUGAAGAUUGAGUCUUUCUGUAAUUCAUCCAUUCAAUGGCCUGUCUAUCUGGGCAGUGUGUGUAUAUCUGAAUAAAUGUUUUAUAUGUUUUUAAUAAUAAAAUGUA
Centropristis striata (black sea bass) is the source of this 4377-nucleotide messenger RNA. It is a transcript of the gene col28a2a, whose product is annotated as collagen, type XXVIII, alpha 2a. The transcript is spliced from 35 exons. The record is from RefSeq and is a predicted model, not a curated record. The coding region runs from base 4 to 3735 and encodes 1243 amino acids. Gene Ontology annotation, molecular function: serine-type endopeptidase inhibitor activity. Lineage: Eukaryota; Metazoa; Chordata; Actinopteri; Perciformes; Serranidae.